GUACCUGCACCACAUCUGUUGGCUGUGUUAUUAGCUGUGUUGGCUCUGCUGGUUCCCUCUCCACGACCUGAACACCACACCGUCAAACCCCACAUCAUCAACACAUCGCAAGUCGCCAGCAUCACGCCAGUAGAUUUUUGAUGCGAUAUUUUGCAGCCGCGCGCCCUUUUGCAACCAUAGCAGCCAAGAUGUCGCUCCUCGCAGCCGACGAGAUCCCGAGCCUCUCCCUGCUCUACAAGCUGGGCAAGCUCCCGUCCACGCCAUCAAGCAUCCAGAUCCCCACCACCCUCUCCUUCAAGCCCGCCGGCUCCAUCACCCCUUCCAAGGCGCUCAACGACCGCGUCUGCCUCGUGCGCCACGACAUCACGAAGCUCGAGGUCGAUGCCGUCACCAACGCCGCCAACAAGAGGCUCCUCGGCGGCGGCGGCAUCGACGGUGCCAUCCACGCCGCCGCUGGACCAGGCCUCCUGGCCGAGUGCCGCACUCUUGGGGGCUGCGACACCGGCGAUGCCAAGAUCACCGCUGGACACAACCUGCCCGCCAAAAAGAUCAUCCACGCCGUCGGCCCCAUCUACAACGCCUUCCAGCCCGACGAGAGCGAGGGGUUGUUGACGUCGGCCUACAACAGCGUGCUGAACCUGGCCGUCGACAACGACUGUAAGACACUGGCCCUGUGUGGUAUCAGCACGGGCGUCUAUGGCUACCCUCCUCAUGAGGCUGCCCCUGUCGCCAUCUCCACCGUCAAGAAGUUCCUGGAGAGCGAGAAAGGGCAGAAGCUGGACAAGGUCGUCUUUGUCACUUGGGUGAGGCAGGACGUUGAGUCUUAUGCUGAAUUCCUUCCGGUCUACUUCCCUCCGGUUGAGGACGCUGCGAAGACCGAGCCAAAAGCGGAGGCCGAGGCCAACCCCGACGAAGAUGUCGAGGCGGCCAAGGAAAUCGCGAGCAAGCUACCCGACGUUCCCACGUCCGAGCCCGGCGAGUCCGAGCAUCCCGAGAAGAAGCAGAAGCAGUGAUUUGGGCCAGUUUGGAUGCAUCAGAUGGAGUUUAUGGCAAGCAAUCGGGCACGGCUGAGGCGUUACGGAAUGGAACAUUUGGUCAGACACGUGAUUUGCGAAGUAAUGCAUUGCAUAACGGCAGCUAUCUUGAAAUACCCCUCGAUCUCUUUUCACGGCCAGCGGAGUAGCUUCUGAUACGCCUCGGCUGGUAUAUGACAGAGGAGACAGUAAUGGAAUUAGUGAGAGCUUGCGGACCUCACCCGCGUGCUAAUAUACAUCUUGCAGACGCCGAGGGAAUGUAUCCUUCGACAAUUGUCCUUCCGCUUACCCGAUCUGAAGCCCUCUCAUCUCUUCUCAAGAAGCCAUACCGAUGAUCAAAACGUUCCGUUUGGAAUCAUACUGUGUCUAUGGCGGUAGAAACCCUCAUUGGCGUGGAAACCG
This is a messenger RNA of Diaporthe batatas, 1436 nucleotides long. RefSeq lists its product as uncharacterized. The coding region runs from base 141 to 1013 and encodes 290 amino acids. The transcript is spliced from 2 exons. NCBI's taxonomy places the organism in Eukaryota, Fungi, Ascomycota, Sordariomycetes, Diaporthales, Diaporthaceae. The record is from RefSeq and is a predicted model, not a curated record.